Messenger RNA from Coniosporium apollinis CBS 100218, 1134 nucleotides. Its product is annotated as pyruvate dehydrogenase E1 component subunit beta. Gene Ontology annotation, biological process: pyruvate decarboxylation to acetyl-CoA. The transcript has 3 exons. Gene Ontology annotation, molecular function: pyruvate dehydrogenase (acetyl-transferring) activity. The coding region runs from base 1 to 1134 and encodes 377 amino acids. The record is from RefSeq and is a predicted model, not a curated record. Lineage: Eukaryota; Fungi; Ascomycota; Dothideomycetes.
AUGUCCGUCUCCAGGGUGCUGCGCCCAGCCUCGCGUCUCCUCUCCGCAUCCCGCCCAACCACAGCUCUCCGACCCGCCUUCCGCCCAGCAGCAUCACUCCCGUCCAUAGUAAGCUCUCGAAGCUAUGCACAGGAAGCAGGUACGAAAGAGAUGACGGUGCGAGAAGCGCUAAACGAGGCAAUGGCGGAGGAAAUGGAGGCCAACCCUAAGGUGUUCGUCUUGGGCGAGGAAGUCGCGCAGUACAACGGCGCAUACAAAGUUACGAAGGGUCUGCUCGACAGGUUCGGCGAGAAGAGGGUCAUAGACAGCCCCAUCACCGAGUCUGGGUUUGCCGGGUUGACUGUGGGAGCUGCGCUGGCUGGAUUGGUGCCGAUUUGCGAGUUCAUGACCUUCAACUUCGCCAUGCAAGCCAUCGACCAGAUCAUCAACUCCGCCGCCAAGACACACUACAUGUCCGGUGGUAUCCAGCCCUGCCCCAUCGUAUUCCGCGGUCCGAACGGCUUCGCCUCCGGUGUCGCCGCCCAGCACUCGCAAGAUUACACCGCGUGGUACGGUAGCAUACCCGGCCUGAAGGUCGUCUCACCAUACAGCUCCGAGGACGCCAAGGGUUUGAUGAAGGCUGCCAUCCGCGAUCCGAACCCGGUCAUCGUGCUCGAGAAUGAGCUGCUCUACGGCCUUCAAUUCCCUAUGUCCGAAGAAGCGCAAAGCUCCGACUUCGUGAUCCCCUUCGGCAAAGCCAAGAUCGAGCGCCCAGGCAAAGACCUCACAAUGGUGACGCUGUCCCGCUGCGUCGGCCAGUGCCUCGUCGCCGCGGAGCAGCUGAAGAAGAACUACGGCGUUGAGGCCGAGGUCAUCAACCUGCGAUCCAUCAAGCCCAUGGACGUUGAGGCCAUUGUCAAGAGCGUGAAGAAGACCGGCCACAUGAUGGUCGUCGAGUCUGGCUUCCCGUCCUUCGGCGUCGGCGCGGAGAUCAUGGCUCUGACGUGCGAGUACGCGUUUGAUUAUCUGGAUGCGCCCCCUGUUAGGGUGACCGGCGCGGAGGUGCCUACGCCGUACGCGCAGAAGUUGGAGGAGAUGAGCUUCCCGACGGAGCAGUUGAUUACCGAUUACGCUGCGAAGUUGUUGAGGGUUUAG